AAAACACGGUCAAUAUUAUAUUAUAUUGAAGAUUCACUUAUACAUUGUAUUUUAAACCCGGCUUUCUAUUAUUUUUCGUGCGUAUUCAAGAUUAUAAAUAUUUUAAAAAUGUACCGCAGUAGUUUUCUCAGAGUAACCAACCAAUGUCAAAUUUCAUUAGGUAGUUGGAUCUGCAAAAGAAAUGCUGGCCAUAGUAAAUGGUCGAACAUCAAGCAUAUCAAAGGUGCUAAUGAUCAACAAAAAUCGUUGAUUUUCGCUAGAUUCAGCAGACAAAUGAAAUUAGCUAUAAGAGAACUAAACGAUCCAAAUCCAGAAACAAAUUCAAAACUUGCUUCAAUCAUUGAAAUGGCUAAGAAAAACAGCAUGCCAAAAGAUACGAUACUGAAUGCUAUAAAAACACACUCUUCUAGUAAAGCAGAACAAGUAUGGUUUGAAAUUAAAGGACCAAAAGGUGCAAUAUUACUUAUCCACGGUUUGACUGAUAACGCAAAACUACUUAAACAAACUCUAAAUACUUUAAUUAGAAAAUCGCGUUUAGCAUAUUGUGACUCGAGUGUAAAUCAUUUAUUUAUUCAUAAAGGCAUUAUAAUAGCAAAACCUCCAUCAGAUAUGAUAAAUGCAAAUGAAGAAUGUGUUGACCAUGCUAUUGAAUCUGGAGCAGAAGAAGUUGAAACUGAAAAUGACGAUUUAGAACCGGGUUAUUUUAAAUUUGUGUGUGAUCCGAAUAAUAUUAACAAAAUACGUUCAAACCUGGAAAAAUACAACUAUGAAAUUUUACAUGCAGAAGAAGACCAUAUACCAUUGAAAAGAGUAGAGUUAAGUGAAAUAGAAUAUAAUCAUUUAAAUAAGUUUAUUAGUAAUGUUGAAAAUUUACCAGAUGUUCAUCAAGUAUAUUCUAAUUUAGCUUGAUGUUACAUAUAUAUCAAGUAUUGAUAAAUGUUAUUAUCAUUGUUUUUAAAAAAUACAUUUAGUGAAAUGAAUAUUUAUUGUUGUUUGUUAAAUUUAGUUUGUUUAUAGCGAUAAAAAUAUUAAAAAACUUUAAAUGCAAAAGAAUGUCUUCCAGAUAUCCUAUUAUAUAUGUGUAGACUAUAAUUAUAACAGGCUGUACAUAAAGCAUUUGCAUAUUUGUUUAUAUACAUCCUAAAGACACCCAAGUCAGCUAUACAUUUGUUUUAGUUAACCGAUAAGUAAAAUACAAUUUUUUGUCAGCACCUAUUUUGAAUUAGUGGACAUGUCUUCUUUUUGCACUUAACCAUUUUAUAAUUGCGUUUAUAACAAAGAUAUUGUAAUAAAAACAAAGUUUUAAUUUAA
This is a messenger RNA of Adelges cooleyi (spruce gall adelgid), 1311 nucleotides long. Its product is annotated as probable transcriptional regulatory protein Cthe_2075. The record is from RefSeq and is a predicted model, not a curated record. NCBI's taxonomy places the organism in Eukaryota, Metazoa, Arthropoda, Insecta, Hemiptera, Adelgidae. The transcript is spliced from 5 exons. Gene Ontology annotation, cellular component: mitochondrion. Bases 109 to 909 code for a protein of 266 amino acids.